This is a messenger RNA of Plasmodium cynomolgi strain B, 675 nucleotides long. RefSeq lists its product as hypothetical. The record is from RefSeq and is a predicted model, not a curated record. Gene Ontology annotation, molecular function: phosphatase activity. The transcript has 5 exons. The annotation marks the transcript as partial. Lineage: Eukaryota; Apicomplexa; Aconoidasida; Haemosporida; Plasmodiidae. Gene Ontology annotation, biological process: dephosphorylation.
GCAGUGGCUUUGCAAGGGGAUUCAAAAAGUACAAAAGCUUCAUCUACAUCUUGCUGCCCACCGACUUCGCAUCGUUGACGUGAACCCUCAGAACAACAACGUCCUUUUAAGAAGCAGUGCCCCCUUAUUCAAUGGUGUAUUUUCGGAGGAACUACUGCGUAAGCAAAUCAAGAUAGUGAUGGAGGAAGCAAAGCUAAAGUACAGCGAUGACAUGCCUCUCCAUAUAAUCUCCUUUUUGAGGAAUGAUAUGAAGGAGGGAUGCUGCUACACCUCACAAAGGUGCUACGCAAGAGAUGCCAACAUCGUGAACCAAGUUCUUUUGGGACAUGAGGAGGAUCCCUACGACGUGGAUUCGAAGACCCUGGAGAACGAACUAAAGAGCCUCAACUGGGACACGGACAAACUCCUAAGUAGAAUAAACGAUUUGGAAGAAAAAUUUCAUACUAUGAAGAACACUAUCUUUAUUGUCCACUGUAGGAGAGGAAGAGAUAGAACAGGAGAGUACGUCGCUGCGUACAAAAUGAUUGUAAAAAAACAGGACUUUGAUUCUAUUGUUAAGGCGAAUGAAGAGAUAGGAAGGGUUAAGGCUCCUUACUUGAAGAUGCAGAAAUGGCUAUGCCUCUAUUUGGAAAAGGUGAUGGGCUACACGAGCUUGAGUUGCUACGACUUUAGGUG